UGCAACAAUUAUUUGGCGGUUUUCUCCAUAAAUAAUGAACAAAACCAGGAAAAGAUGUACAGGAAACGAUACUUCACCGCUGCGGAACUGGAAGAUCUAUCAGAUGAUCAGAUAGAACAGUUAUUUUCACUGACUGAUGAACAGGCUCUGGAUUCAGAUAUUGGAGGAGAUGAUGAUGCGGAAGAUAUCUUAGAUGUACCAGCCAGAACAAGAAACAUACCAACUAGAGCUUCAACCCAUAUAGCUACAUCUUCUCCACCUUGUGAUAUUCAGGAAGAAAUACAACCUCAGCCUCUUUCUCGCAAAAGAAAAGUCCCUAAUGGAGACAUAACCCAAGAGACAGGCAGCACUAUUUCACCAUCACCACCACCACCAGAGGUACAAACAUCUGAAAAACGUAGACGAGGAGCUAGAACCAGAGGAGGCACUAACGCUGCAUCUAAACGACAAACUGUGAAUGACAUAAACUCUCCAUCCACAAGUGCAACAGGGUCAUCAGUGCAACACUGUAGCCAAGGUAGCCUUGGUGGCAGAGGAAGCCAUGGUGGCAGAGGAAGCCAUAGCGGCAGAGGUAGCCGUGGUGGCAUAGGUAGCCGUGGUAGGGUGUCUGCAGUAUGUGGAGAAACUCAAGCAACUGCAAGCCAGCCAUCUCAGGAACAGUUUGAUUUUAAACGAAUCUACAGGACCCCCCAAGAGUACAAAGGUUUUAAAUUCAGUUCAUAUGCAGGUAUUAAUGUUGAAGUUGAUUUGCUCAAUCCGUUAAAAAUAUUCACUUUAUUUUUUACCUAUGAUGUUAUGACCAAUAUAAUUGUUGAGAGCAACCGGUAUGCAAGUCAAAUGGGCACUUCAUUGAAUUUGUUUCAAGCUGAGCUGGAAGCCUUUUUAGGAAUCCUUAUUAUUAUGGGCUUUCACACAUUACCUUCUAUGAGGCUUUAUUGGUCAAAUAACAAAAAUUUUAGAGUUGAUGCUGUUGCAAAAGUAAUGCCACUAAAACGUUUCUUAAAAAUAUUAAGGUAUCUUCAUAUAAAUGAUAAUUUGAAUAUGAAGAAGCCGGGAGAACCAGGUUUUGAUCGCUUACACAAGGUCAGACCGUUGCUUGAUUCACUGUCUUUUUCAUUCAGCAAAGCAUUUUCUCCAAGCCGAUAUUUGAGUGUUGAUGAAAGUAUGAUUCCGUAA
Cydia fagiglandana is the source of this 1176-nucleotide messenger RNA. RefSeq names its product piggyBac transposable element-derived protein 1-like. NCBI's taxonomy places the organism in Eukaryota, Metazoa, Arthropoda, Insecta, Lepidoptera, Tortricidae. The record is from RefSeq and is a predicted model, not a curated record. The coding region runs from base 55 to 1176 and encodes 373 amino acids. The transcript is spliced from 2 exons.